This is a messenger RNA of Magnolia sinica, 981 nucleotides long. RefSeq names its product coatomer subunit beta-1-like. Gene Ontology annotation, cellular component: COPI vesicle coat; cytoplasm. Bases 474 to 785 code for a protein of 103 amino acids. Gene Ontology annotation, biological process: intra-Golgi vesicle-mediated transport; intracellular protein transport; endoplasmic reticulum to Golgi vesicle-mediated transport. The transcript has 4 exons. NCBI's taxonomy places the organism in Eukaryota, Viridiplantae, Streptophyta, Magnoliopsida, Magnoliales, Magnoliaceae. The record is from RefSeq and is a predicted model, not a curated record.
UUUUUUGCCACCUUGUAUUGCAGAUUGCAUAGAUGCACAUGUAAGAAGUUUGCUUUUAUCCACAUUUCACCCACUAUCAAACAGGAGAGCCAUCUGUCUGGUGGAUUCUGCUAUGUAGAUUCAUUGAAAAAAUCAAGUCAUUCUUGUAAUCAGGUGUGCUUUUUUCGAAUAAAUGGACGCUAGAAAAAUAUUGGCAAAUAUUGUAGCCAUCUAUUUGUUUGGAACACCUUAGACCGCCUGAUGAGCAAACCCCUAUUUUUGGGCCAGGUCAUCUGAUAUUGCCGCCCACCUGAUGGAGAGCUCAUCGUUCAACAUGUGCGCCAUCUAGUCAAACUUUAGCAGUGGCAAACAAAGGGAGCAACAUCAUACAUGUCUAAAGAAGAUUUUAUUAUGUUUAGUGUUAAUUAUGUCCAGUUUGUUAUUUUCAGGAAGACCAUAAACAUAAUAACAAUGGGUUACCACCUCUGUGGGCAAUGCUUGCCAUUGCUGUGUUGGGAUUCAAUGAAUUUAUGACUCUUUUUAAGAAUCCUUUGUAUCGCUUCAUUAGAUUCAUUGUUUAUCUAUUGGCCAAAGCACUCUGGACCCAGCUAGACAUCUCAGGUGAAUUUCGAAAUGGCACUGUGGCUGUGAACACCGUACUUCAAGAUGAGAAGGAAUUUUUGAACCACAUCAUAAAGUUGACAAACAUGAAGUGCCUCACUCCAGUGUCUACCCUGGAUGGAGAUUGUGGGUUUCUGGCUGCUAAUCUGUAUGCGAAGAGUGUGUUGAUGCUUUGGUCAAUCUGAGCAUUGAGAAGCAAGUGAAUCAAAUCAUCAAUGUGUCUCGACUCGAAAAACCUUGACCAUGUGAAUGACUCUACCAAAUUCGUUGGCUGAGUUUAGCUAAAAUGGUUGAUCUAUUCUGUUUUUACAAAUUAAGUUGGUAUUGCUAUACCUAUAUUAGUUGGUAUUUUGAAUAGCUGAAUAUUUAUUUUGUCUUUGG